CGGACUUUCAGUUAGCAUCAGCGGCGAUCCGCGAGUACAAGUGCCAUACCUAAUCGAUCCGAGAAAUACAGAAAUCCAUAAAUAUCGCCACAAUGUUCUCCAAGCUAUCAGCACGGGGAAUCGCCACCCGCAUGAGCUUUUUGGCCCAGAAGACAGCUGCCCAGGAGACCACCGCCGCCGGAUCCCGUUCCGAAGUGGUCUACGCCCGGGAGAACAAGUACGGCGCCCACAACUACCACCCCCUGCCCGUGGCCCUGACCAAGGGCGAGGGCGUGUUCGUCUGGGACGUGGAGGGCAAGCGGUACUUCGACUACCUGAGUGCCUACUCGGCGGUCAACCAGGGUCACUGCCAUCCCAAGAUCGUCAAGGCGCUCACCGAGCAGGCCUCCAAGUUGGCCUUGACAUCGCGAGCCUUCUAUUCGGAUGUCCUUGGAGAGUACGAGGAGUACGUGACCAAGCUCUUUGGCUUCGACAAAGUGCUGCCCAUGAACACCGGCGUUGAGGGCGGAGAAACCGCCUGUAAGUUGGCCCGCAAGUGGGGCUACCUGGAGAAGAAGAUACCGGCUAACCAGGCCAAGAUCAUCUUCGCACGCAACAACUUCUGGGGACGAACCCUGUCGGCCGUGUCCGCCUCCAACGAUCCCAGCAGCUACGAGGGAUUUGGACCCUUCAUGCCCGGAUUCGAGCUGAUUGAGUACGACAAUGUGUCCGCUCUCGAGGAGUCCCUCAAGGAUCCGAAUGUGUGCGCCUUCAUGGUGGAGCCCAUUCAGGGAGAGGCUGGCGUGGUGGUGCCCAGUGAUGGCUAUCUGAAGAAGGUGCGAGAGCUCUGCUCCAAGUACAAUGUCCUCUGGAUUGCCGAUGAAGUGCAGACGGGCUUGGCCAGAACUGGAAAGCUGCUGGCCGUGAACUACGAGCAGGUUCAGCCCGACAUUCUGAUCCUGGGAAAAGCCCUGUCCGGAGGAUUGUAUCCCGUGUCGGCGGUUCUCUGCAACGACCAGGUGAUGCUGUGCAUCAAGCCGGGAGAGCACGGAUCCACCUACGGAGGAAACCCCCUGGGCUGCCGCGUGGCCAUGGCCGCUUUGGAGGUCCUGCAAGAGGAGAAGCUGGCGGAGAACGCCUUCAAAAUGGGCGAACUCCUGCGCGGCGAGCUGUCCACGCUGCCCAAGGAUGUGGUUUCGGUGGUGCGCGGCAAGGGUCUGCUCAACGCCAUCGUUAUUAACCAGAAGUUCGAUGCCUGGCAGGUGUGCCUGAAGCUAAAGGAGAAUGGACUCCUGGCCAAGCCCACCCAUGGCGACAUCAUUCGCUUCGCUCCUCCGCUAAUCAUCAAUGAGACUCAAAUGCGCGAGAGCAUCGACAUUAUCAAGAAGACCAUUCUGUCCAUGUAGACUUUGGGGUUUGUGACCACGGCUCAUAUAUAGCGAAUAACGUUUAACAGAAUUUACAUUAAGUUUUGUGGAAAGUCUGAAAUAAAAUACACUUUUAAUAUUUUUUAUACCCGGAAGGCUGUGUUUUGAAAGCACGAAAGCAAUACUUACUUCCACGAUUGCGUGCCAUAGCUGAGCAAUUUAAUAUAUUAAAGUAGGCAAUACAAUG
Drosophila santomea is the source of this 1593-nucleotide messenger RNA. RefSeq names its product ornithine aminotransferase, mitochondrial (gene Oat). Gene Ontology annotation, cellular component: cytoplasm. NCBI's taxonomy places the organism in Eukaryota, Metazoa, Arthropoda, Insecta, Diptera, Drosophilidae. Gene Ontology annotation, molecular function: L-ornithine transaminase activity; identical protein binding; pyridoxal phosphate binding. Bases 93 to 1385 code for a protein of 430 amino acids. The transcript has 3 exons. The record is from RefSeq and is a predicted model, not a curated record.